CAUGCUGGCCCCGGCCCUGCUAUAGCAAUGCACCAUGCGACCUUCAUUUCGCCCCUGCAGCCUGUACUCACAAUCCUCGCCCUCAGAUCACAGCUCGCACCCGCCGCGGCCCUAUCGGACGCGUCACUGACCCAUUCUCCCACAGUUUUGCCGCGUGCUGUGUGUGUCCAAUUCACCGCCGCUAGUCGACCGUUUGAGCAGUUGCACCACUCUGCCGCCCCGCCCUCUGCUCCGCCAUUGGCCGCCGCUGCCGGUGAAGGCAGAAAAACACUUGCUCGCUCCAACGUCGCGUACGGCGACUGGCCGAUGCACGCCCGCAUCCACCAACCGCCAUGUACCGCACUCGAGAUCGGCCACGCGAUGCUCGUCACGGCAAUGCCUCUCGGGAGCAGCGUCAUGGGCGGCCUGGUCCAAUCGCCGCUGAUCGGCCCUGGGACGUUGCAUCUCACUCCUGCGAGCUCUGCGGAACCAUGA
Bipolaris victoriae FI3 is the source of this 474-nucleotide messenger RNA. RefSeq lists its product as hypothetical. The transcript is spliced from 2 exons. The annotation marks the transcript as partial. The record is from RefSeq and is a predicted model, not a curated record. NCBI's taxonomy places the organism in Eukaryota, Fungi, Ascomycota, Dothideomycetes, Pleosporales, Pleosporaceae.